AUGCGUAAGGCAAAGGAAGCCGAUCUACCAGCGAUAGAACCUAGGUUUCGUGCAGCGUCGCAGGAGCCGCAAGCUCGGUAUGUUCGGUAUGUAUGUUUUGUCUCGUUACUCAUGAGUAGUGAUAAAACGUCGAAACUUUUGAAAGCAAGCGCUAGCGGUAGAACUCCGGAUCAAGCGGGCAACCGCAGCGAAGGUAAUCUUCACAAUGCGACAAAGGGCAAACGAAACAGUUCCUUAGGUGAACGGACGUUACGACAUCAAAUAGCACAAGCACCAAUCAGGCACCAUUUGAUGUUAACGGCUCGGGCACAAACAUCAGACUGCAAGUCAUCAGCACCGCCAAUACGGGCGAGACCUCUCUAG
Molecule: messenger RNA, 363 nt
Organism: Opisthorchis viverrini
Lineage: Eukaryota; Metazoa; Platyhelminthes; Trematoda; Opisthorchiida; Opisthorchiidae
Exons: 1
Coding region: 1-363 (120 amino acids)
Source: RefSeq, a predicted model, not a curated record